AUUUUGAUUAACUUAAAAAAAUUAUUAUGUCCACCAAGGUUUUGCUCGUCGGAGCAGCGGGUGAAACCGGAGGUUCUAUCGCCAACGGACUGUUGGAUACCGGGAACUUUGAGGUUAUCGCUCUUGUUCGCCCUAUCUCGGCCCAAAAGCCAGCUAUAACGCGCCUUCAGGAUCGGGGCUGCCAGAUUCGGAAAUGCGACUUGAAGGCCCCAGAGGAGCAACUCAUCGAGGCGUUGACUGGGAUUGAUGUGGUUAUCAGCUGUGUUGGUCCUGCCGAACAACAGGACCAGAUUCCUCUCGCCAAGGCAGCCAAAAAGACUGGCGUGAAGCGAUUCGUUCCAUGUGGUUUCAUCACCGUCUGCCCACCGGGUGGUAUCAUGUGGUUGCGUGACGAGAAAGAAAUCGUCUACAACCAGAUUCGACAGUUGUGGCUUCCCUACACCGUCGUCGAUGUCGGCUGGUGGUACCAGCUCGCCUACCCCCGCCUCCCCUCCGGGCGUGUCGACUAUGCCAUGACAUCUGGCAACGAUGAGAUUAUUGGUGAUGGCAAUAUGCCCACAGCAUUGACCGACUUGCGAGACAUCGGUCGCUACAUGGCUAUGAUCAUCUCCGACCCCCGCACUUUGAACAAGAAGAUCCUCGCCUACAACCUGGUUCUCUCGCAAAACAAGAUCUACGAGCUCAUGGAGGAACUCAGCGAGGAGAAGAUCGAUCGAAACUACAUUCCCGAAGAAACCAUCUGCAGCAGAGUCGUGGCGGCCCGACAAGCCAGUGAAACCUACCCCUUCGACCCGAUCAAGUUCAUUCCGCGAUACCUGGCCGAAUAUCAGCUGUCCUGGGGAAUCCGCGGCGACAACAACCCCGAGUACGCCAAGUAUCUCGGCUACCACACCACACAGGACCUGUACCCCGAAUUCCAACCUACAGAUUUCCGCGAAUAUCUUGAGUCGGUCAUUCGUGGUGCGGCCAAGGGUAUUUACACCGAUCGCGUGAUCUCACGGAAGCACCAACGACACUUCCCACGUACCGAGUCCAGCGAUUCCCUCUACACGCGUAUAUUCCCCCGCACGGAGUCGAGCGAUUCGCUCAUGUCGCGAUGAAUUGAUGAAUAGGAGAACCCCUGUUACGUAUCUCGCGUUACCCCUCCGCCUCACCCAGGAAGCGACCGUUCCAGACAAACGCCUGCCCCAAACCGCUGCCAUUUGGGAAUAUUUGACAAAGACUUUCAUGACACCUCUCUCCUCCCCCUCUGACCCCAUUUGACGGGGCCAUGGAACUCAGUAUGCAACCGACUGGUGCUUUUUUUUGGGGGGUGUCGAUAACCUUGGGCGUUUGUGAUUUUAUGGCCUUUGAUAGACGCUGGCUACUUUUGAUGCCUCCUUGAUGGGCUUGGUGGCAAUCCUUAGAGCUGGCAUAGGAAAUGCUUCUAUUUUUUUUGUUCCUGCCAUUCAAUUUCGAUUGUCCCGUGAUGGGAUUUCUGCAUAUAGAAAAUAUAUCCCAAUC
This is a messenger RNA of Penicillium verrucosum, 1503 nucleotides long. Its product is annotated as aromatic alcohol reductase. The transcript is spliced from 4 exons. Gene Ontology annotation, molecular function: oxidoreductase activity. The record is from RefSeq and is a predicted model, not a curated record. Bases 27 to 1100 code for a protein of 357 amino acids. Lineage: Eukaryota; Fungi; Ascomycota; Eurotiomycetes; Eurotiales; Aspergillaceae.